AUUCUCCGCCACCACCACCACCACCACCAUCACAGGAAGAAGGAGAAGAUCUUCAGAGAGAGAGAGAUACAGAAAUUAAGCAAUGGAGGAUGAAGGGGAAGGAGGGGGAUUGAUGCAGAAACUACUGAAUAAGAAAAGUAAAGAAGGAGAAGUCGAUUACAAGACAAAAUCGGGUACCGCAUGGAGUCAUUCCUUCUUAAAUCAGAAACCAUGGCAUCCAUUAUCAUAUCCAAAUCAACGCCGUAAAUGGAUUGCUGAACAGACCAAUGCUCAGAGACAACGACGAGCUGAGGAAGUCGCCCGAGAGUUUGCACAAGAACAGCAAAUUUUUAAGCAAACAGCUGAGUUGAAUCAAAGAGAGAAAGAGAAGGUAGAGACUAUGAAGGCUGUUAGUUUUAUGUAUGUUCGUCCACCUGGUUACAAUCCUGAGAGUGCUAAAGCUGCUGAAAUCGAAGAUGAGAGGAAAAGACUGGGGAUUACUAAUCCACCUGAAGAAUCCACCUCUGGGAAGAAUGACAAGGAGGAGGAUGCUGUUCCGGUUGAGGAGGAGAAAAAGAAGAAGAAAAGACCAAGAGAUGUUUUUGGACGCGCAUUGCCUACUGAAGACGAGUUUUCAGUACUCAAAAAUGCUCCUAGGCUGGAAACUGGUCUCCCAGCCAGGGCAAAACCUUUUGGGGUGGAAGUUCGAAAUGUUAAAUGUGCAAGAUGUGGAACUUUUGGUCACCAAAGUGGUGACCGUGAAUGUUCUUUAAAGGAUAUGAUAACGCCAAGUGAGGAGAGUCGUUUGAAAAGAGAUGAUCCCUUGACUGCUAUCCUUGCCCAGACAGAGGUUAACGAGCCUCUCAAGUGGGAACUAAAGCAAAAGCCCGGUUUAAGCCCUCCGCGUGGUGGGUUCAAACCAGAUGACCCUAACCAACAGAUAGUUGCAGAAGACAUUUUUGACGAAUAUGGAGGUUUCUUGAGUGGAGGGAACAUUCCUGACCUGCUGGCCAACUUCUCAGUCAGCAUUCCGGAGAAGCGCUCCAGGAGUAAACGCAAGCACAAAAGCCGGUCAUUAACUCGUAUUAGUGAGUCCAGGUCCUGUCACAAGAGUCGAUCUAUGUCGCCAUCUGACUCCAGUGAUGAUAGGGAGAGAAGAUUGAAGGAAAGAAAAAUGAAGGAAAAGAAGCAGCAUAGGAAAAAGAAGCGGCACAAUUCUAGUUCUCCAAGUUCGUCUGACAAUUCAGAUUCCAACAGGCAUCGGAGAAGGAAAUCAAGACAAUCCUCGGAUUCAAAUUCAUCAGAUGAUUCCGAGUCUGACAGACAUCACAAGAGAAGCAAACACCGGCACCAUCAUCAUCGUCAUUAUCCCCAUAGGUAAUUCUAUGUGUAGUUCAGAAGAACUAACGGUGGACUACUCAAUUCCAAAAUCACGGAAGUGCAGACAACAUAACUUUCUGCAUUUGAACCUUUCCAAAGAGUUAGAGAAGCUGAAUCAGUACUACGGCGUUUUUGCCAUGUCUACUUCUCAUCAUCGGUCAGUUAGUUUCCUUAAGGAAUGAAGAUUCCCCAACUCAAAUGCACAUGUAGAAUCCAUCAUGUCUGUAUGAAUAGCAGUAUAUAAAAAGGUGUCUUUCCUGAAACUCAAAAGCCUUUGCCUCGGUCUCUCGGUUUUUGUCAUUUUUGUACUCUGACAAGAACCAGGGGCUUCACAAUUAAGGUUCUGAUGUCAAGUGGUGCAGUCUGAUUAGUUUGAGGAGUUUAUAUUCAGAGUGCUAAAAGUCCAUCCGGUUUAGUUUAGAGGUUUGUUUUACUUGUACCAAAGAAGAUGAUGAUUUAUCAUUCUGAUGUAAAACAAUUUUCAAAAUCGUUUCUUUGAGUUCCAGAAUGAAAAUUCACCAAUGUUUUAU
Molecule: messenger RNA, 1889 nt
Organism: Papaver somniferum (opium poppy)
Lineage: Eukaryota; Viridiplantae; Streptophyta; Magnoliopsida; Ranunculales; Papaveraceae
Exons: 5
Coding region: 83-1360 (425 amino acids)
Biological process (GO): negative regulation of DNA-templated transcription
Cellular component (GO): nucleus
Molecular function (GO): transcription corepressor activity
Source: RefSeq, a predicted model, not a curated record